Fusarium coffeatum is the source of this 1740-nucleotide messenger RNA. RefSeq lists its product as uncharacterized. Bases 1 to 1740 code for a protein of 579 amino acids. Lineage: Eukaryota; Fungi; Ascomycota; Sordariomycetes; Hypocreales; Nectriaceae. The record is from RefSeq and is a predicted model, not a curated record. Gene Ontology annotation, cellular component: Holliday junction resolvase complex; nucleus. The transcript has a single exon. Gene Ontology annotation, biological process: double-strand break repair via break-induced replication; DNA catabolic process; mitotic intra-S DNA damage checkpoint signaling. Gene Ontology annotation, molecular function: 3'-flap endonuclease activity; crossover junction DNA endonuclease activity; DNA binding.
AUGGCCGACGCAGACUCAGCCAACCCCCAGCUCCUGGCUUGGGUGAAAGAUUGGUUGGAUUUGGCCCGUGAACGCAAUUCCAAAGGCGUUACCACGUACAGAACAGCGUAUAACUCAUUGAAAGCCUGCCCGAUCACCUUUGAACACCCUGCGCAGCUGCAGCAACUCAAAGGUUUUGGACCCAAGCUCUGCGACCGGCUUGAACAACAAUUAAAGAAACAUUGCGAGCAAAAUGGCCUUCCUAUGCCCCCACAUCCUAGGUCCCGUAAGGCGGCACCAACUACUGGAGAUGAAAAUGGAGAAGGAUCUUCAAAACCUGCGAAAAAGGCACGCAAACCUAAAGCAUACGUCCCAGCUUUUCGAUCUGGAGCGUUUGCCUUGGUAGUUGGUCUUGCAACUCUGGAUGAGGAUUCUGUUAAUGGAAUGACCAAGGCGGAGCUCAUCGAAGUUGCACAGCCGUACUGCGACUCAUCUUUCUCAGCUCCUAGCGACCCAACUAAGUUCUACACUGCCUGGAAUUCGAUGAAAACCUUGGUGCAGAAGGAACUAGUCUACGAAAGAGGGCGACCAUUAAGGAGGUAUGCCUUGACCGACGAAGGAUGGGAAGUUGCCAAGCGCAUCAAAGAAACGGACCACUGGAAGGCUGAAAAGGGGAAGGCUAAAGACCCAACCUCAGCACAGCCAGUCCCAAACUUUCAGCCCGAAGCUGUCUCAAGGCAAAAAUCGCUGUCUGUAGAAAUAUCUGAACCAGCACAAGCCCCAUCAGAGUACCAAAAUGUCGUGUCUGAUGGGCCGAUAUCAGAAGAUUCCUCUUUGCCGAACUUUACUCCAAUACUACUACCUCCGGGAUCCUUUACUGUCCAGUUAGUUCUGGACGUUCGCGAAGUAAGAGCCAAAACAGAUCGAGAUUAUAUGCAAGAGGAACUUGCAAAACAGGGUGCAAAACCCAUCAUGCGCAGUAUGGAGCUCGGUGAUGCUCAAUGGGUUGCGAAAUGCAAUGACCCUAAUCUGCUCUCAUCACAAGGUGCUGAGGGCGACGAGGUAGUGCUGGACUGGAUUGUUGAAAGAAAGCGCCUUGAUGAUUUGAUCGGAAGUAUCAAGGAUGGCAGAUUUCACGAGCAAAAGUUUCGCUUGCAACGAUCUGGUGUAAAGAAAGUGAUUUACAUCAUCGAAGACAUUGGCAUGGACCCAGAGGUAGUCACGAGAUAUGCUGAAGCGGUCCGAUCCGCUAUCGCCUCAACACAAGUAGUGAACGGCUACUUCGUAAAGAGAACCAACAAGAUGGACGAGACAAUCCGAUAUCUUACUCAGAUGACGAAGAUGUUAAAACGGACGUACGAAAGCAGAGCCCUACACGUUAUACCUACCAAGGUCCUUACAUCUCAGAAUUAUCUCCCACUGCUAAAACACCUCAGGGAGUCUAUAUCUCCAGACUGGUACAUCACCUACCCGGCCUUUUCCUCGCUUGCCUCCAAGUCCGAGUCGAUCACUUUGCGCGACGUAUUUUUGAAAAUGCUCAUGACUAUCAAAGGUGUCACAGGAGAAAAGGCACUUGAAAUCCAAAAGCGUUGGAAAACACCCUACGAUUUUGUCAAGGCUUUUGAGGCAUGUGGCCCUGGCGAACAGGGCUUGAAGCGCAAGCGCGAGUUGAUCUUCAGCCACACCAGCCAUCUUGUUGGGCGAAAGAAGUUUACCAAACCCUUGAGCACCAAGAUUGCUGAAGUGUGGGGUGAUGCCUGA